AUGGGGAAGCCGUCAUCGUUUGAGGCACUGAGCGUGCAUCCCACACUGGUGGCAGCGCUGCGGCGAAUGGGGGUGCAGCCGACACCGUUCCAGGCACGCGUGUUGGCCACCACAACGAUCGACUUCGCAGACGUUCUGGUGGACGGGCGGGCGGCGGGCGGGGCGAACUCCAGCACCAACAGCGGCGGGGCUGCCGGCGCGGACGGCAACGCAAGCUCGCGCGCUGUCACGGCGGAGCGGCAUGCACUCCUCACGGUCUUUGCCACACAUUGUGUAUUGAGUGCGAAGGACCCCUCACGCAGCACAGCGGUCGUGGUUGCGAGCAACAAGGACUUUGCUGCCCAGCUGCAGAAAAGCAUGAAAGCCUUCGCCUCACAGUGCCACAUCGACUUUCAGAUGAUCACGAAUGAGGGGCAGCCGCCCCCGCCGCCUGUGGGGGGCGCGGUGGGCGACUCUGGUGAAAAGGGGUUGUCCGCGGUGGCGUUUGCCUCGAAGGGUGGACGCGUUUUGAUCACCACACUGCGUGUGCUCCACUCGUGGGGCAAGGAGUUCCUCAGGUCUGUCACGACCCUCGCCGUGGAGGACGCGAGUCGCAGCAGCGAACGGCAGCUGGAGGAUAUUCUGCGGUGGUUGACAAUCGCGUCACCGUCUUCCAGCGCGGCGGGUUCGAGCCACCCCACGAACAACCUCACGGCGUCACGGCAAAAGACAAAUAUCCUUCUAAUGUGUCUCGCGCCGCUGACGAAGGUGAGUGUGGGCAUUCGCUACCACUUGAGCCGCAGGAAUCGGCGGUAUUAUCACCUGCAGGGCCCCUCCUCUGCGGCGGGGUCGGUGCUACCGACGGCUUCCGGCACAGCCCCUCCUUCCUCGACACAAUUGGUGCAUCUUCUCUACCUGGACGAGAGGGAUCGCGAAGACCUUCUUCGACGUGUGUUGCAGACGUACCACUCCCGUCGUGUUGUGCUGCUCACGCACCAUAAGGAGAUAAAGCACCUACACCAAACUAUAGCCAAAUGGGGCUUGUAUCAUACUAACAAUGAUGCAAACAGUAAGGGAUCGGAUUACAUGUGUUGCAUGCUGCGCUCAGACACUGCGGAACGCCAGGAGUCUUCGUUCAUGGGGUUUCUCCGUGAGACCAAGACUAACACAAACAACGCUGGCGGUGGCAGCAACGGUGACAACAAUACCUCUUCCUCUGCAUUAUUAGUGGGCUGGGACGCCUUUACCGCGGUGGACCUCAUGGACGUGGAUGUCUUCAUCCAGUACUACCCACCACAAAAGUCCCUCACGGAGCGGGAGCGGGCGGAGUUUGUUCAGGUGCUGCACACCACAGCGGACCCAGAGAACAGUCGCCGUGGACGUCGCACGUUGCUCAUCACAUUUUUGGCCAUCAACGACUUUACCCUUGCCGCGUUCUUCAUGCAGCAGUACGGCCAAACCGGUCCCAUCCUUAACCUUGCCGCCAACCACCCGGACUUUCAGCGAUGCAUUCUUGACCCCAAGACUGUGUUGCGGAAAAAGCAGAAGAAGGAGGCUGGCCGGCGCCAAAAGGACCGCGACGAUGGCGGCCAAUACCCCAACACUAGUAGCAGCGCCAGUGGAGCGGCUGCGAGUGCGCCGGUGCCGUUGCCUCGCUCCAUGCGGCAGCCAUCUCCCGGGGGCCGCAAGGACAAGGAACAAUACACAGGUAGUGGAAGGAACAAGGGCAAUACCAAUGCUGCUGCUGCUAGCUCUGGUGGUGACGGCAGGCCACGCGGUGUCGGGAGGUGGGGCGGCGAAGCCCGCGGGCAGCUUGCCGGUAGCGGUGACACGGUGAGUGGCGCUGGCUCUGCCUGCGUGUCGCCGCCGCCGGCGGAUACUCGUUGA
Molecule: messenger RNA, 1866 nt
Organism: Trypanosoma rangeli
Lineage: Eukaryota; Euglenozoa; Kinetoplastea; Trypanosomatida; Trypanosomatidae
Exons: 1
Coding region: 1-1866 (621 amino acids)
Source: RefSeq, a predicted model, not a curated record